AUGAUACGAUUGAAAAUCGCUAAAUGGACGCUGCGUUUGCUAACGAUCAGCAUGCUGCUGCAGGACAUUUAUGGGCAGACAACCGUUUCUAGUGCCAAGGUGGUGAAGAAAGCUUAUCGGCUGAUCAUCAUGGACUAUGAAAAAGUAGGAGCACCGGUGGCAUACUCCUUUUUACCAUAUGCGUUUCAAGGAGCUGGUCAAACGUCGGUUACCGAGUGCACGAAUUGCACGACGAGUGCUCCCUUGGAGGAUCUGAGCUUUGAUUACAGCAAUUUCACCUGGAUACAAAAUGCCAGCUAUGCUGACUACGGCAGCGCUGAUGCGAGCAACAUUCUUGCAACAAUGCCAUUGGGGGUCGCCAGUACCACGGCAGCUCCAACGAGUACCUCUCCUGCUAAAAGCACGGAUAACCCGAUCACCAGCACAUCUCAGGCUCCAUCGACUACCCAGGCUAGCGCGAGGACAACUACGCCAGCGAAACGUACUAAAACUCCCAAGAAAACAACAACUACGACCACGACUACUACCACGACAACUACGACCACGACUACCGAGCCUCCGAGGCGGAAAACUAAAAAACCCAAAAAGAACGGCAAAGCCAUGCCGAUGACAACGACGACUACGACUACCACUGAACCGCCGAGGAAAAAGACAAAACACAUGCGAAAAAUAAAGGACGAAUCGACUACCGAGCCAUCCAGCACCUCGACGACUAAGAAGUUGUCAAAGCAAAAGCGCAAGGAGCAGAACACGGAAUAA
Molecule: messenger RNA, 759 nt
Organism: Anopheles nili
Lineage: Eukaryota; Metazoa; Arthropoda; Insecta; Diptera; Culicidae
Product: integumentary mucin C.1-like
Exons: 4
Coding region: 1-759 (252 amino acids)
Source: RefSeq, a predicted model, not a curated record